AUGUGGAAAGCCAUCGUCUCAGCAAGCCAGCAAGCCACUCGAACCAGCCGGAUUCAGUUCUCAAAAACCAUCACCCAAUCCCUCGCCACCCCAACAGCGACAAGAACGCCCUUCAGCACAACCCCACUCCACCAGAUCGAAGAUGGCCAGGGUUCGCUCGACCGUGAAACCUUGAGCCCGGAGCGCUCAGAGACUGCCAAAUCUGGUACGGACAGCGAGGUUGCCAAGCACCCCUCUGCAUUCGACCCAAAGAAUACAGCACCCGAGAGCGAGCUCGCGGCUACUGAAGAGGAAAGCAAGCAAGAAGGCAAGAAGGGAAGCCCUCUAAAUAUGAGUCCGGCCAAUAAGGAAGCUAGUGCUUGGAGGCGCCAGGCCGAUGACGGGCCUGAUCGAAAUCGGGAUCGAGGGGCUUCUAGCUCUCGUGGGGUGUCGAAGAAGGGUCGUGGUAUUCAUGUGAAGGAGGAUGGGACUCAUGUUUCGUAUCGGGAUUGA
Penicillium verrucosum is the source of this 492-nucleotide messenger RNA. RefSeq lists its product as uncharacterized. The record is from RefSeq and is a predicted model, not a curated record. Bases 1 to 492 code for a protein of 163 amino acids. Lineage: Eukaryota; Fungi; Ascomycota; Eurotiomycetes; Eurotiales; Aspergillaceae. The transcript has a single exon.